AUUCUUUAUUGGUAUGUCGGGGAGAAGAUCAUCUACACAAAGAUUUGGAUAUUCAACCCAAUUUCCUUUUAAAAAGGAGUCAGAGAGUUUAGAGAGCAAAUGAAAUGGAAAUGUCUUUUAGGUCCAAAAGAAUGAGAUGUUCAAAAAAUUUCAAAAAGAAAAAACAAAAUACUUUCCUCUCAUAUUCCUCUUUACCUGAUUCUUAAAAAUCUCACAAAUUAUCGAUUUCAGAGAAUCCGGACUGCUUUCUCUACCUUGGCUCCGCCAUUUCUCCCCCCCCACCAUUUUCUUCGUUGCUCGGAUCAGAUUUCUUCAACUCUAACACUCCAUUAUAUUCAAGUUCAGACCAAAAGUUUGAAGGUAUUUCUAACUUUAGACUAUUUCCGGCUUAAAUUUCACCGUAGUUUUUAUCCUUCGCCCCCUUUGUGAUUUCAGACCGUUUAAUUGAGAAAUGCUAUGGGCUUUUAUCCCUGUUCCUGUUUCGAGUUCUCGUCUAUCAGAAAAGGAGCUUGAGUUUUCGUUGUGAUUGUAUAGGGUUUUGCUUAUUUUGUGUUAAGCUUAUUUUAAAUGUUUGGACAACUUUUCAAUUUCCAUUUUGUACUCAUAAAAAGAAAAAAGAACCCUGUUGAUCUUCCCCUUCCUUUUCGUUCUUCCGACAUGACCUCUCCACGAAGUUUUCAUUAAUUUUCAUCUCCGACUAGCACGCCGGCAACGCCUAAACACCAUGUUACCACGGUUUAGCUUCAUCGAAUUGUGAAUUUUAAAGUUGAAAAGGAGAGAAUUCUUUUUCUUUUGGUGUAUCUAUUGCUUCUGGAAAUUUAGCUGAUUAACAAUGUCGGUCACGGCGGGGGUUAGUGAUACUGUAAUUGCUGUUAGAGAUAAACUUAGAGGUAAAAUUGGACAAACAAAAGUUAAGAGGUACUGGCCUGGAAAGGCUCCUGAGUGGGCGGAUGAUGCUGAUGAAGAUGGCGAUAUUAGGAUGGCUAGGGCAGCUGCUCUUGAGAAAGCAUUUCCUAGUCAGGAAGAUUCAGAUCUAUCUAGGAAGGAUGACCCUAGGUUACGCCGUCUAGCUGAGAGUAGGAUAGAUAAUCGGGAAGAGAUUAGAGCUGAUCAUCGACGUAUUCGCCAAGCUGAGAUUGUUUCAACCAUUGAAGAGGAAACUCGGAGGCAGGAGGGAUUAGAUGCAGAGGAAGAGGAUGAGGAGGCUUUGGAGGAAAGAAGAAGAAGAAUCAAGGAAAAGUUGCGACAAAGGGAGCUAGAAGAAGCCGCAUUCCCUGAAGAAGAAGAGGAGGAGGAACCAGAGGAAGAGGAAGAAGAAGAGUCUGAGUAUGAAACUGAUUCAGAAGAUGAACCUACUGGUAUAGCAAUGGUGAAGCCAAUCUUUGUUCCUAAAUCAGAGAGAGAAACUAUUGCUGAACGGGAGCGUAUUGAAGAGGAGGAAAGGUCUCUUGAAGAAUUGAGAAAAAGGAGAUUGGAGGAAAGGAAGGCGGAGACAAAGCACAUUGUGGUUGAGGAGAUUAGAAAGGAUGAGGAGAUCCAGAAGAAUUUGGAAAUGGAGGCAAAUAUUGCAGAUGUAGAUACUGAUGACGAAAUCAAUGAAGCAGAAGAAUAUGAGGCUUGGAAGGUUAGAGAGAUUGCUAGGAUCAAGAGGGAUAGAGAACUCCGAGAUGCAAUGUUGAAGGAGAGGGAGGAGAUUGAGAAGGUGAGAAAUAUGACUGAGGAAGAGAGGAGAGAAUGGGAGAGGAAGAAUCCAAAACCUGCUCCACCACCUAAGCAGAAGUGGAAGUUUAUGCAGAAAUACUACCAUAAGGGUGCAUUCUUCCAGGAAGAUGCUGAUGAUAAUGCUGGAACUGCUGGAUCUGAUUCUAUUUUCCAUCGUGAUUUCUCUUCCCCAACUGGAGAAGAUAAAAUGGACAAGACAAUAUUGCCAAAGGUUAUGCAGGUCAAACACUUUGGGCGCAGUGGGAGAACAAAAUGGACGCAUCUUGUCAAUGAAGAUACAACCGACUGGAACAACCCUUGGACCUAUAACGAUCCUCUUCGGGCAAAAUACAAUGCAAAAAUGGCUGGAAUGAAUGCACCGAUUACAAAACCUAAAGGGAGCAAGAAGCUAAAGGAUUGGGAAUCUCGUUGAGUUUUAAUGGCAUAAAGCACGGUUAGAAAGCUUUUCUAGUUAUCCAUUUUCAUUGUUCAAUUAGAAAACAAUGCUUGCAUAAUGGGUUACCAAGAUAGUUGGGCACCCAGUUUUCCUUCUUUUCGAAACUAGAGAUGUUAACUGGAUUUUGUAUGUUGAUGUAAUAUAAUUACCCAUUAGUUAUCA
Cucumis melo (muskmelon) is the source of this 2320-nucleotide messenger RNA. RefSeq lists its product as uncharacterized. The record is from RefSeq and is a predicted model, not a curated record. Gene Ontology annotation, cellular component: U2-type spliceosomal complex. The transcript is spliced from 3 exons. Gene Ontology annotation, molecular function: RNA binding. The coding region runs from base 833 to 2134 and encodes 433 amino acids. Gene Ontology annotation, biological process: mRNA splicing, via spliceosome. Lineage: Eukaryota; Viridiplantae; Streptophyta; Magnoliopsida; Cucurbitales; Cucurbitaceae.